Messenger RNA from Rotaria socialis, 1506 nucleotides. NCBI's taxonomy places the organism in Eukaryota, Metazoa, Rotifera, Eurotatoria, Philodinida, Philodinidae. The record is from the annotation of a GenBank genome assembly.
AUGGAUCAUUCCAAUCAACUCACAUCACCACGAACACCGGUCCAUAUUACAGAUGAAGAGCAUACGUUAAUUCUAAUGCUGCGAACAAUGCCUUUAGACGAAAUAAUAUAUGUAAUGAUGCUAAACAACUUUUUACCAAUAGAAUUACCGAGAAAAUAUGACCAUAUUGCUAAUAUCAUUAAUUUACAUUUUAAAAAGUCAUAUGAAGUUCAUAAAAAAUUCAUCACAGUAGAAUCAAUAAAAAACGAUCAAUUUAUUUAUUUAAAUGGAAAUCAAGUAUUCGAUCAAAAUUUGCUGAUUGAUUUUGAGCAACAACUAAUACAAAAUAAUGUAUCAUUUGAAGGAUACACAAGUGCAUAUAACUCGAAAAUUCAAUUGAUCGAAAAAAGACAAAACCAAAAAUCGACAACUGCUACAGAUAGCAUAACAUUGUUGGAUGAAAGAUACUUUCAAAUGACUUGGCUUUUAAUAAAUGUAGUUAAAUUUCUUUUUAUGACAACGAAUCAAAAAGUUUCUAAUAUACCGAUGUCAGUACGUGAUGUUGAUGAGUGCAAUGAUUAUUUUUCAAAGAUUCAACUCGAAUUGUACAAAAAUUUUGUUGGGUUUUGGACACAACAUCAACGAUUUACUAAAAGAUGUAAUCCAACUACAUGCUCAAAAGUCUUCAUUGUCGAUGGACAUCAAAAAGCUAAUAGACUUGUAUGUCAAUACAAAGAUGUUUUUGACAAUUCCAUAUAUGAACUAGGGCCCGUUCAGAUGGGAUGUUUACAUUCUCCAUUGAGAAAAGCGCGUAAUGUCGAUCAUAGAUACUGCCAAUUACAUCAGCCAAAAAUUGUAACAUCUGUGAACGAUGAAUCAAUACCAAUUCAUCAGAUAGUUCUCGAAAAUAAAGAAACAACUUUAGAUAAAUUAGCACUAAUGGAAUAUGUAGAUAAGGAUGGUCACUAUGAUGAUGCUUUAUGCAAUGUCUUUAGAUCUGGAAUAAACAGUAAACUAAAAAUUAGUUCAUACGGAUUUUUAGCGACAUUUUUGAGCUGUUCAGUUAUAGUUGGAUUUACAGAACAACCAUGCUCAGAAGGAAUGCGACGAGUGCUUCAUCAUAUAUUAACUAUAUUGCGAUUCGGCCAAUUACCUAAUGCAAUGUGUUAUGAUUGUGCGUGCACAUUGAAAUUAUUUAUCAAUCGGCAUUUCGGUUCAAAUGAGUUAAAGUCAACAGAUUCGACACAAUUUCUUACAUCACUGGCAAUGGCUAUUGACCGAUUCCAUGUAAAAAAUCACAAGAGGCCUAUGUGUAAAACAGUGAUGCGACCUGAUCAUCCAUGUCAUAACGAUAUUUAUGCAUCUAUUAAUACACAAGUUGCUGAACAGGGUUUUUCUUAUCUAUCAAAAUUUAAAAAUUCAUUUAGAGGAUACAGCUAUCCAAAAUCGACGAUAUUUUUUACAGUUCUAUUUCAUUUUAAAAAUUGUACAACCACUGGUAUUAGCUCGUUUGAACAAGCUGUAUAA